Bombina bombina (fire-bellied toad) is the source of this 681-nucleotide messenger RNA. Its product is annotated as olfactory receptor 10A7-like. The coding region runs from base 1 to 681 and encodes 226 amino acids. Lineage: Eukaryota; Metazoa; Chordata; Amphibia; Anura; Bombinatoridae. The record is from RefSeq and is a predicted model, not a curated record. Gene Ontology annotation, molecular function: olfactory receptor activity; G protein-coupled receptor activity. Gene Ontology annotation, biological process: G protein-coupled receptor signaling pathway. Gene Ontology annotation, cellular component: membrane. The transcript has 2 exons.
AUGGUUUCGAAAAACGAGACAGUGUGGACAGUAUUUAUACUUCUUGGAUUCUCCAGUAACACUUGGACACAGAGUGGCCUCUUUGUAUUCUUCUUUUGUAUCUUCUUAAUAAAUUUAAUUAGUAAUUUGCUAAUCAUUACUGUAUCUAUAACAGACAUAAGUCUUCAGACUCCUAUGUAUUUUUUCCUCAGCAACCUUUCUCUUAUGGACAUCUUUUCUUCAUCAACAGUUGUACCAAGAUUGCUAAGAGACUUGAUGUCGAACGAUAAAACAAUCUCAUUUCUAGAAUGUGCAGCUCAAAUGUACAUUUCUCUCUGUUUUGGGACUACAGAAUGUAUUCUGCUUUCUGCAAUGGCUUAUGAUCGUUAUGCAGCUAUAUGUUAUCCAUUACGUUAUACCACAAUGAUGAAUCAAUCAGCCUGCAUAAAGAUUGCUAGUGCCACAUGGAUAUUUGGGUUCCUCUUUCCAAUUUUCUUUGUUGCACAUACGUUGAAUUUAAACAUUUGUGCAAAUAAUACAAUAAAGCAUUUUUUUUGUGAUGUGCCAGGAGUGCUGGCACUAGGGUGUGGUGAUAAAGCAAAAGGCCCUAUCAACUUGUGGCUCCCAUCUGAUGGUAGUGGCACUAUUUUAUAUCUCAGCAAUGUCUAUAUACAUGAAGCCCAGGUCAACCACUUCAUCUGA